This is a messenger RNA of Camellia sinensis, 3383 nucleotides long. Its product is annotated as glycoside hydrolase family 2 protein. Gene Ontology annotation, molecular function: hydrolase activity, hydrolyzing O-glycosyl compounds. NCBI's taxonomy places the organism in Eukaryota, Viridiplantae, Streptophyta, Magnoliopsida, Ericales, Theaceae. Gene Ontology annotation, biological process: carbohydrate metabolic process. The record is from RefSeq and is a predicted model, not a curated record.
UCACACUAGUCUCCUCGUCUACUUCAAGGCAAACCAUGAAGACUCUUGACUCAAGGAAUUUAUUUUAGAGAGAGAAACUCGUGUUAGACCUUUUCGUCUUUUUUCUCUUUUCUACACAGCUUUAGGGUUUUCCCGAGACCAAGCACAGUACACAACAAUGGCGGAGAUAGGCAAUACCAAGCUCGAUUCAGGGUGGCUAGCUGCGAGAUCCACGGAGGUUGAACUCACCGGAGUUCAGCUCACCACCACUCACCCUCCCUCCUCCGCCCCCAAUUCUCCUUGGAUGGAGGCUGUUGUCCCCGGAUCUGUUUUGGCAACCCUUGUAAAAAACAAAGUCGUGUCAGAUCCUUUCUACGGGUUGGAAAAUGAGUCAAUCAUAGAUAUUGCUGAUUCAGGGAGGGAGUACUACACAUUUUGGUUCUUUACAACUUUCAAGUGUAAGCUGUCAAGAAACCAGCAUGUGGAUCUGAAUUUCCGGGCAAUUAAUUACUCUGCGGAGGUGUAUUUGAAUGGCCACAAAAAAGUCCUGCCAAAGGGGAUGUUUCGAAGACAUUCUCUUGAUGUCACAGAUAUUCUGCAUCCUGAUGGUGAAAAUUUGCUUGCCGUUCUAGUUCACCCUCCUGAUCAUCCUGGGAGGAUUCCUCCUGAGGGGGGCCAAGGUGGUGACCAUGAGAUUGGCAAAGAUGUUGCUGCUCAAUAUGUUGAAGGAUGGGACUGGAUGAUUCCUAUUAGGGAUAGGAAUACUGGCAUCUGGGAUGAGGUAUCAAUAUCUGUUACUGGGCCUGUGAAAAUAGUGGAUCCCCACUUGGUUUCAUCAUUCUUUGACGAUUACAAGAGGGUAUAUUUGCAUACCACCACUGGGUUGGUAAAUAGAAGUGCCUGGGUUGCUGACUGUUCUUUAAACAUUCAAGUAACAACGGAACUUGAGGGGAGUAUUUUCUUGGUAGAACAUCUUCAGACAGAGCAUGUGUCAAUCCCUCCUGGAGCAUCUGUUGAGUAUACAAUUCCUGAGCUGUUCUUCUACAAGCCCAAUUUAUGGUGGCCAAAUGGCAUGGGAAAGCAAUCCCUCUACAAUGUUGGAAUUAGUAUUGAUGUAAAGGGAUUUGGAGUGUCUGAUUUGUGGAGCCAUCAUUUUGGUUUUCGCAAAAUUGAGAGCCACAUUGAUAGUGCAACUGGUGGGAGAUUGUUUAAGGUCAACGGACAGCCGGUUUUUAUCCGUGGAGGUAAUUGGAUAUUGUCAGAUGGGUUACUACGUCUUUCAAAGAAACGUUACAAGACAGACAUCAAGUUUCACGCAGACAUGAACUUCAACAUGAUACGCUGUUGGGGUGGUGGACUGGCUGAGAGACCAGAGUUCUAUCAUUACUGUGAUAUUUAUGGUCUGCUGGUGUGGCAAGAGUUUUGGAUUACUGGAGAUUGUGAUGGACGAGGUGUCCCCAUAUCAAACCCAGAUGGUCCCCUAGAUCAUGACCUUUUCUUGCUAUGUGCAAAGGACACUGUCAAGCUUCUGAGGAAUCAUCCUAGUCUUGCUCUUUGGGUGGGGGGAAAUGAACAAGUUCCACCAGAAGAUAUCAACACAGCUUUGAAAAAUGAACUGAAACUCCAUCCAUUGUUUGAAAACUCAACUGAAAAUAGCAACUCAAAAGAAGAUAGGUCCGAAGUCUUGAAGGAUCCGAGCCAAUAUCUUGAUGGUACGCGCAUUUACAUCCAAGGAUCCAUGUGGGAUGGCUUUGCAAAUGGGAAAGGAGAUUUCACUGAUGGCCCAUAUGAAAUUCAAUAUCCUGAAAGCUUUUUUAAGGAUGACUUUUACGAAUAUGGAUUCAAUCCUGAGGUUGGCUCAGUGGGAAUGCCUGUUGCAGCUACUAUCAGAGCGACAAUGCCUCCAGAGGGGUGGCAAAUUCCAUUGUUCAACAAGUUACCUGAUGGCUAUGUACAAGAAGUUCCAAACCCCAUAUGGGAAUACCAUAAAUACAUCCCUUACUCGAAACCAAGUGUGGUUCAUGAUCAGAUUUUACUAUAUGGAACUCCCAAGGAUCUUGACGAUUUUUGUCUCAAGGCUCAGCUAGUUAACUAUGUUCAGUACAGAGCUCUGUUAGAGGGCUGGACUUCCCGUAUGUGGAGCAAAUACACUGGAGUUUUGAUUUGGAAAAAUCAGAACCCUUGGACGGGGCUUAGAGGUCAGUUUUAUGACCAUCUCCAUGACCAAACAGCGGGGUUCUAUGGCUGUCGCUCCGCAGCUGAACCAAUCCACGUUCAGCUGAAUCUUGCAACAUAUUUUGUUGAGGUAGUUAACACUACAUCAGAGGAACUAUCUGAUGUCGCUAUAGAAGUCUCAGUGUGGGAUCUGGAAGGAACAUGUCCAUACUACAAAGUUUCCGAAAAGCUUUCUGUUCCGUCUAAAAGAACAGUACCUAUUUUUGAGAUGAAAUAUCCGAAGUCCAAAAAUCCAAAGCCAGUCUACUUUCUCCUUCUCAAACUCUACAAUAUAUCAGACUACGGCAUUUUAUCUAGGAACUUUUACUGGUUGUAUCCUCCGGGUGGAGAUUACAAACUAUUGGAACCAUACAAGACCAAGAAAUUACCUCUCAAGAUAGAAUCUCAUGCUUUCAUUGGAGGAUCCACUUACGAAAUCCAGAUGCAUGUACAGAACACGUCAAAGAAGCCAGACUCAAAAAAUCUACUCUACAAGAACAGUUUCAUUGAAAGAAAUGAUGACAGUGAUUUUGAUAUGUCAUCACUUGAACCCAUGCAUAGCAGGAUCGAGGAAAAACAGGAAGGUGGUUUAAUUGGGAGGAUCUUCAAUCACUUCUCGAGUGAAACCAAUGGUUUGAGGGUUACAGAAAUUAAUGGGUCCGAGGUUGGAGUUGCUUUCUUUCUCCAUUUCUCUGUUCAUGCUUCAAAAACAGAUCACAAGGAAGGGGAAGACACAAGGAUCCUUCCCGUUCAUUAUUCUCACAACUAUUUCUCGUUGGUACCGGGUGAAGAGAUGUCAGUGAAUCUCUCUUUUGAGGUCCCACCAGGUGUCACUCCACGAGUUACACUUCAUGGCUGGAAUUACCAUGCUGGGCAUACUGUUUACUGAUACAGCAACCAACUCUUGAGCAUUCCCAAAUGUUGGAAAUAAAUAAGGCCUUGCCUCGACACUCGUGAUUUUCUUAUUUUUAUCACAUGUUGUAACAUUUGUUAUUGUAAUUGAAACAGGGAAAACAUUCAAAGGCCCUUCAAUUGAACCGCCUUCUUCCCAAGUGUGGCAUUGAUGCUUGUGCGUGACAAUCCUUGCCUGGUAUGUAUUCUGCUUUGUUUUAAUCCCAAUUGUCGAUUAAACUUCCAGGCUGCUACAUGAGUGGUGUUAUAUAUAUGCAAAAUUUAAUUAUUAAUUUUUA